This is a messenger RNA of Vespa velutina, 1385 nucleotides long. RefSeq names its product zinc finger protein 33B-like. Lineage: Eukaryota; Metazoa; Arthropoda; Insecta; Hymenoptera; Vespidae. Gene Ontology annotation, molecular function: DNA-binding transcription factor activity, RNA polymerase II-specific; RNA polymerase II transcription regulatory region sequence-specific DNA binding. The transcript is spliced from 6 exons. Gene Ontology annotation, biological process: regulation of transcription by RNA polymerase II. Bases 60 to 1022 code for a protein of 320 amino acids. The record is from RefSeq and is a predicted model, not a curated record. Gene Ontology annotation, cellular component: nucleus.
CGCAUCGUUACAAUUGAAGUAGUUCCGAUGUUCUUUUUAGAACAAAAAUUCGCGCCCAAAUGAGUGCUAAGGGGCAGCAUAAGUGUGUUCUCUGUGAUUCAAAAUUAGAUUCCAAAGAAGGAUUACAGGAACAUUUUAGAAAACAUGCAAAUAAAGAAAUAGAUACUCGUGGACGUCCUGUUAGAAAUAAUAAAAAUGGAGAUACCAAGUGUGAUAUGUGCGGACAAUCAUUUGACAGUGUAACUGCAACGAUCAGACAUAGGUUUAAAGUCCAUUCGAAUUCACCAACAAAAUUCUAUUGUCACUAUUGUGGCAUGCAAUUUCCAUUAAAAACUCAUAGAGAUAAUCAUCAGGCAUCGCAUGAUUCCAUCGAAAGAGAAAAUAAAGAUGAGCAUAAAAAGUGUGAGGAUUGCGACGUGAUAUUUUAUAAUAAAAAAGCUUUGGACUAUCAUUAUCGUUCCAUACAUAAAAGGAUGGUGCAUUUAUUUCAACCAAUUGCUACACCACCACCAAGCAAUAAAAUUAAAGUCAAUUCGAUGAACGAUGCUUUGAGUGUUUAUUAUUGUCAUUUGUGUGGCGUAGAGUAUGUUAUAAAAUUUAAUUUACAACAACAUUUGGAACGAGCUCAUACUCAAGAAGAAAGAGAGGCAGUACCAGAAGAUCUCAUCAAAUGUACAGUUUGUGCUGCAUUAUUUUGUAGUAAAAAAGCAUAUGACGUUCACAAUAGUUAUCAUCAACCGAAUGAUUUAUAUGUAACAUCGGAAGAACAGAGAUUACAGACUGUUACAAAAAUUGAUCAAGAUUUUGAUAUUAGAAGGGUCGAAGCAGUAGCUAAUAGAUAUGUUCCCAAAACUAAUAUAUCAAAGAGGCCAGCAAAACAUUGGGCGAAGCAAGAAAAAAUACAAAGGCUAAACAAAUCUAAAAGAGAAGAAUAUUUAUCAUCCCAUAAUGAUCUCGCCGGUGCUAAUGAUUCAAGCGAUUCUGAAAGUGAUCUACCAUUAAAACAAAGACUUUCUAGCUAACAGAGGUCUUCCUCUACUUUUAAAGUCCCUUUAUUAUUUAGAAAUAUUUGCAAAUAUUGAAUUUUUAUUAACAAUCAUUGCAGUCCACCAUUUAUAUUAUAUUUAUGUAGGUAUAACUUUAUUCUCGUUAAUUUCUAUAAUUGAAAAUUUCUUUGUGUAUGUAAAUACAUGUGUAGAUAAUAAUCAUUAUCAUAAUAUAAUAUGUCAUAUUUUAUUUAUAUUAAUAUAUAACAUAUUGAAAUCGUACUUUUCGAUAAUAGCGUCCAUAUUGUAAAUAAUAACGAAUGUUUUAACCAUACUGAUCGCUAUUUCACUCAUUUUUUAAUAUUAUGCACAAAGUCACAUAUUUGUAUCUUUAUAAAU